Molecule: messenger RNA, 1603 nt
Organism: Dromaius novaehollandiae (emu)
Lineage: Eukaryota; Metazoa; Chordata; Aves; Casuariiformes; Dromaiidae
Product: aromatase
Biological process (GO): response to estradiol; female gonad development
Cellular component (GO): endoplasmic reticulum
Molecular function (GO): aromatase activity; iron ion binding; heme binding
Source: RefSeq, a predicted model, not a curated record
GAAUCUCUUGGAAAAGAUGGUACUGGAAACUCUGAAUCCAAUGCACUACAUCACCAGCCUGGUACCAGAUGUGAUGCCAGUGGCCACAGUGCCCAUACUCCUCCUCAUAUGCUUUCUAUUUCUAAUAUGGAAUCAAGAAGAAACAUCAUCAAUACCAGGGCCUGGAUACUGUAUGGGAAUUGGUCCACUCCUUUCACAUGGCAGAUUUCUCUGGAUGGGAGUAGGUAAUGCCUGCAACUACUACAAUAAGACAUACGGAGAAUUUGUAAGAGUUUGGAUCAGCGGUGAAGAAACAUUUAUAAUUAGCAAAUCCUCAAGUGUGUUCCAUGUAAUGAAACAUUGGCACUAUGUUUCUCGAUUUGGAAGCAAGCUUGGAUUACAAUGCAUUGGCAUGUAUGAAAAUGGGAUAAUAUUUAAUAACAACCCAGCACACUGGAAAGAAAUUCGACCCUUUUUCACCAAAGCUCUAUCUGGUCCUGGUCUUGUGCGUAUGAUAGCGAUUUGUGUUGAAUCAACAACUGAUCACCUGGACAAGCUGGAGGAGGUGACCACUGAAAUGGGAAACAUCAACGUGUUGAAUCUUAUGAGACGGAUCAUGCUUGACACAUCUAACAAGCUCUUUCUAGGGAUCCCUUUGGAUGAAAGUGCCUUCGUGCUUAAGAUUCAGAACUACUUUGAUGCUUGGCAAGCACUUUUAUUAAAGCCUGAUAUCUUUUUUAAGAUUUCUUGGCUGUGCAAGAAAUACGAAGAGGCAGUCAAGGAUUUGAAAGGAGCAAUGGAAAUCUUAAUAGAACAGAAACGACAAAAGCUCUCCACUGUUGAAAAGUUAGACGAUCACAUGGACUUUGCAUCCCAGCUGAUUUUUGCACAGAACCGAGGAGAUCUGACUGCCGAGAAUGUGAACCAGUGUGUACUGGAGAUGAUGAUUGCUGCUCCUGACACUCUGUCCGUGACGCUCUUCUUUAUGCUAAUACUAAUUGCAGAGCACCCUGCAGUGGAAGACGAGAUGAUAAGAGAAAUUGAAACUGUUAUGGGUGACAGAGACAUACAGAGUGAUGACAUGCCAAACUUAAAAAUUGUGGAGAAUUUUAUUUAUGAGAGCAUGAGAUACCAGCCAGUUGUGGACUUGAUCAUGCGAAAAGCUUUACAAGACGAUGUAAUUGAUGGUUAUCCUGUGAAAAAGGGAACAAACAUUAUUCUCAAUAUUGGACGUAUGCAUAAGCUUGAAUUCUUCCCAAAGCCAAAUGAGUUUUCUCUUGAAAAUUUUGAGAAGAACGUUCCUUCACGCUAUUUCCAACCUUUUGGAUUUGGCCCUCGGGGCUGUGUAGGAAAGUUUAUUGCCAUGGUAAUGAUGAAAGCGAUUCUGGUAACUCUUCUGAGACGGUGCAGAGUACAGACAAUGAAAGGAAGAGGCCUUAAGAACAUCCAGAAAAACAAUGACUUAUCCAUGCACCCAAAAGAAAGACAGCCUUUGCUGGAAAUGGUUUUCACACAAGAAGAAGCACAAACAAGAAUCAGGAUGUCUAAAAUAGAUCAUCAGCAGGGUGAAAGCUACAGGGCUUUCUCAGCCACCGCCAGAUUAAGAAAUGCUCAUCUUUCCUAG